AUGGUAAUAACAGCCUUCGCUAAAUUCUUGCUAGGGACGAAGCUCCCAGAUAUCACUAUGAAGCUCCCUGAGAUUAAUCACACGAGCAACCGCUCAACCGCAGAUCAUCAUGAUACUGAAAGCACCGUUCGAGAGCAAGAUCGCUUCAUGCCGAUAGCCAACGUGAUCAGAACAAUGAGGAAGAUCCUUCCUCCAAAUGCCAAAAUCUCCGAUGACGCUAAAGAAACAAUCCAGGAGUGCGUUUCUGAGUACAUCAGCUUCAUCACGAGUGAAGCCAACGAACGGUGCCAACAUGAGCAGCGCAAGACUAUCACUGCCGAGGACGUGCUUUGGGCCAUGAGCAAGCUGGGUUUUGACGACUACAUCCAGCCCCUCACCAUGUACCUGCACCGUUAUCGUGAGUUUGAUGGUGGUGAUCGUGGUGGCUUGAUUAGGGGUCCGGGAGACCCAUUGGUGAAGAGAACGGUUGACCACGGAACCUAUGGUGCCUUCGCACCACCAGCUUUUCACAUGAGUACUAAUCAUCACCAAGAGUUCUUCGGAGCGAAAGAUGCAUCAAAUGUAAGUUCAUCGCAAGCUGCAGUGGCUAACCUUGAGCCAUAUGUCCACUUUAAGAAGUAA
This is a messenger RNA of Ilex paraguariensis (yerba mate), 621 nucleotides long. The record is from the annotation of a GenBank genome assembly. Lineage: Eukaryota; Viridiplantae; Streptophyta; Magnoliopsida; Aquifoliales; Aquifoliaceae.